UCCCUACGAGAAGAACAGAAAAAAUGAUUGAUAUUAAGGCUUGGGCUGAAUACAUUGUGGAGUGGGCUGCAAAGGACCCAUACGGCUUUCUAACUACAGUGAUCUUGGCCCUUACACCAUUGUUCAUAAUAAGUGCAGCACUUUCAUGGAAGCUUGCAAAAAUGAUUGAGGCCAGGGAACGAGAGCAGAAGAAGAAACAAAAACGACAAGAGAAUAUUGCAAAAGCCAAACGAACAAAGAAGGACUAAACGCAUGUGGGGGGUGAGAAGACCUUCCUUGUGCAACGACUCCAUCUUUAAUAUGAAACAGUUGUGCAUUCUGCUGUAACUGUUCUUUGAUACUUGAUCCUGUUACUUCUUAAAUAUGAAAUCUAAUUCCUCAGUGUAUUUUUUUUUCUGCUGAGAUGAUCUGUGUUAAACUUUUCCCAAGUGACUUCUGUUACAAACAUUUAAUCUACCACUUGUGUUCUAGUGCAGGUUGCUCUUCUGAAUUUGCACAGAUGGCUCUGGGGAUAGAUUCUUUUUUUCUUCUUUGAGCUAUGAUUUAACAGGAGUCUUAAAAAUUGAGAUUCUGGUGGAAAUACGAAUUGCAAACUGGAUUACAGAAAGGC
Dryobates pubescens (Downy woodpecker) is the source of this 610-nucleotide messenger RNA. RefSeq names its product small integral membrane protein 15 (gene SMIM15). NCBI's taxonomy places the organism in Eukaryota, Metazoa, Chordata, Aves, Piciformes, Picidae. The record is from RefSeq and is a predicted model, not a curated record. The coding region runs from base 24 to 248 and encodes 74 amino acids. The transcript has a single exon.